This is a messenger RNA of Gastrolobium bilobum, 1785 nucleotides long. RefSeq names its product aladin. NCBI's taxonomy places the organism in Eukaryota, Viridiplantae, Streptophyta, Magnoliopsida, Fabales, Fabaceae. The transcript is spliced from 14 exons. The record is from RefSeq and is a predicted model, not a curated record. Gene Ontology annotation, biological process: nucleocytoplasmic transport. Gene Ontology annotation, molecular function: protein binding. Gene Ontology annotation, cellular component: nuclear pore. Bases 81 to 1445 code for a protein of 454 amino acids.
AAAAAGAAUAAGGAAGCAAAAGCAUAUAAUGUUACGGUGAAUCCAAAGCUAAAACCCUACUCUUAGCUCUAACUGCAACAAUGGCUACGUUCCCUCCUCCUGGUUCAGUCACACUCUGUGAAGUCAAUCGUGAACUAAUUACCGUCGACGUCCUCUCCGACGAUCGAGCCAACAGCGCCUACGGAAAGCUUCUCGGAUUGGUGUUCAGUCCUGUGCCGUUUCAGCCGGCGCCGCCUCUCGAGAACGAUGCUUCCGAACAGGAAGGAGUGACGGCGACGACGACACCAGCAACAACAGCAGGAGAAAGCGUUCAGAGGAAAGGUCCGGUGGCACUCUUGCAAGGGAUUGUAAACGAGUGUCUUAGACGUCUCUUUUACCCUAACGAUGUGCAUUUGUUGCCGGAGGUGGAUCUUCAAGGUGUAAGCUGGCACCUUAAUAAGCAUAUAAUUGCUUUUAUAUCUGGGCCAGGACAAGUUUUAGUUCGUGAUUAUGAAGCCUUGGAGGGGAAGGAUGCGAUUAUUUUGACCAACGAGUCACAGAGGGAUGUUAGAGUGCUAGAGUGGAGGCCCAAUGGUGGGAGGAUGCUUGCUGUGGGUUGCAAGAGUGGAAUUUGCAUAUGGGCUGCUUCUUAUCCUGGAAAUGCAGCAUCAGUUAGAUCUGGUGCUGCUUACUUUGUAGGAAGUUUAUCUAGAGGCUCAGGAAUUCGGUAUAUCCUGGUUGAUUUUCUUCGAAGUCAAAAUGAUGAGCAUGUUAGCGCUCUCACUUGGAGUCCAGAUGGAAGAUACUUAGCUUCUGCUUCAUAUGAGAGCUCCUCAUUCACUGUGUGGGAUGUUGCUCAAGGUGUGGGGACUCCCAUCCGACGGGGAUUGGGAGGCAUAUCAAUGCUGAAGUGGUCACCUACUGGAGAUUACUUCUUUGCUUCAAAAUUUGAUGGAACAUUUUAUCUUUGGGAGACAAACACAUGGACAUCAGAACAAUGGUCAUCCACCAGCGGUUUUGUCAAGGGUGCAACAUGGGAUCCAGAUGGGCGUAUGAUACUGCUUGCAUUUUCGGAAUCUUCAACUUUGGGUUCUGUUCACUUUGCAUCAAAGCCUCCCUCAUUAGAUGCACAUUUGUUACCUGUUGAUUUGCCGGAGAUAAUAUCAUUGACAGGCAGUCAGGGAAUCGAAAAGAUAGCAUGGGAUAAUUCAGGGGAGCGGUUGGCUGUGUCUUUUAAAGGUGGAGAUGAUGUAUACAGGGGUCUGAUCGCCAUAUAUGAUACGAGGAGGACUCCUCUAAUAUCUACAUCAUUAAUUGGAUUUAUAAGAGGGCCUGGAGACAAUCCAAAGCCAAUCUCAUUUUCAUUUCACGGGAAGUUUAAGCAGGGACCAUUGCUUUCUGUGUGUUGGAGCAGUGGAUUUUGUUGCACUUACCCACUCUUAUUUCGCUCUCAUAUGCAUUCAUAACGAGGGUUUCUGCGACAUUUUGUUCCCUGUAUACAAUUUGGAGCAAGCUGAUUUUGAUGUUAACUUCGUUUGUUCAAUGUUUUGGGAUUAUAUUUUGGGGACGGUAAAAAUACUAUACUAAUAUUGGCCUGAAAGAAACUAUUGAUGCAUUUGUUUAGCGACUCAGCUGAUAAUUCAGAUGGAUCAACAACAUUAAGCAAACAAGAGUAUGCAGUUAGCCAACAGGAAAAGGUGCAUCUCAUAAAAAAUGUCAAAUUUAAGUUUAGCAUUCCUGUGGUAGGCACAAAGAAAAAUGUCAAAUGUAAGUUUAGCCUUAUAAUCUGGUAAUGGGCUGGGGUAA